UUGGAAGUGGGACGGGCUUGUCGCCUAGGAGACGUCAGAGCCCCUGAGCUCUCCUGCUGUUGCUCCGGCUGUUCUCUUAAUGCACGGGGCAGCCGCGCAGGAGCUGAUGGGCAGCUGAGAAGCAACGGCGGCCGCUCCGUGAACACCGCGUCCUUAGUCCGGAACAGGGAUAUACAGCACGGGGGUCCUCGGCGGGCGCCUGGCUGGAGCAGGUGGGCGUCCGUUUUACAGUUCGAGUCGCCUUGAAAGAAUCUACUCCUUUAAAUAAAUACAUUAAAAAAAAAAAAAUGGACAUCCCACCCCAAAAGAAAAGGUCUCGCUCUCUUAUGAUGCUGCUACUUGUGAUGUUCUGCUUGAUCAGACAGGUGUUUUCUGAAAUUGGAGACUGCAGGGAGCAAGAAUUUCUAGAUAGCAAUGGGGUUUGUAAACCUUGCAGACAAUGUGGCCCUGGAAACGAGCUGUCUAAGGAAUGCGGCUUUGGAUAUGGAGAGGAUGCACAGUGUUUGCCGUGUAGGCCCAACAGGUUUAAAGACGAUUGGGGUUUUCAAAAAUGUAAACCUUGUCUGGACUGUGCUACGGUAAACCGUUACCAGAAAGCAAACUGCACUCCCACCGGCAACGCCCUGUGCGGAGACUGCUUACCCGGAUUCUAUAGGAAGACUAAACUCGGUGGUUUUCAAGACAUGGAAUGUGUCCCAUGUGGAGACCGACCGCCUCAUUAUGAACCUCACUGUAAUAUAAACUUUGAGAGGACCCCAAUCGUCGACAAGAUCACCACAACAGCAUCGAGCCCCCGGGACACGGCCCUGGCUGCGGUGAUAUGUAGUGCUUUGGCCACGGUCCUCCUAGCCCUGCUGAUCCUGUCUGUCAUUUAUUGUAAAAGACAAUUUGUGGAAAAGAAGCCAGGCUGGUCAAACAGAUCACAGGAGCUCCAGUACACUGGAUCAGAGCUGUCGUGCUUUGACGGAGCGCAAUUUAAUGAACACAGGCACAGGAUGUGCUGCCGGUGCAAGCAAGAUCAGUCGCAGACGUGCGGCCCUGUACACUUGAUACCAUCCUUGUGUUGUGAAGACAGCGUGGAUCAUGGCUGCAUGUUCCGCUCCCACGGCACUUUAUAUGAGAGGAAUGUAGAUUCUGUAUCAGGAAUGAUUCCAACAUUUCUUGGAUCAACUUCACACCCGGCCUGCGGAGAUCCCGCAGAAACCCGGCCUUUAAUGCAGAGAUCUGGCAGAGAUAGCAGCUCCGUCUGUGAGCCGUAUCUGGGGCCUACGCUAGGAGAUACAGAGACCCAGGAGCCAAGCGUUUUGCACGUGUCGAGCGACCACGAUGUGAGCGGGGAGACCUAUGAGCAACCGUCUCUGAGUUUGGAGUCUUCUACAAACCUGGAAUCAUUACUGCUGGCGGCCGGACAUCCAUCUGACGGGAAGCAGUCAAGGGAACAGGGAGACACCGAAGAUGAUAAACAGGAAGCAGAAUAACUUACACGCUGCAGCUCUGAAAGUCCCCUGCCUUUCUCAUCCUGAACUGUUCCAUACAUGACGCCGGCACGGGUCUGUGUAUAUUCAGGUGACUUGACGAGUUUGGAAUAUCAUCGUCGUCGUCAUCAUCAUCGUCGUCACAUAAAUGGAACAGUCAAGGCAGCAUCUGAGCUUCUAAAAACAGGAGCUCUCCGAACACGUUAUAUUCUGAAUAUAACUGACCUACAGUUACACAUUGAAUGCCAACAUGUGGGUCUCUGGAUGUUUGGUAUAUAA
Messenger RNA from Spea bombifrons (plains spadefoot toad), 1754 nucleotides. RefSeq names its product TNF receptor superfamily member 19 (gene TNFRSF19). Gene Ontology annotation, biological process: positive regulation of canonical NF-kappaB signal transduction; positive regulation of JNK cascade. Gene Ontology annotation, molecular function: signaling receptor activity; protein binding. The transcript has 10 exons. Gene Ontology annotation, cellular component: plasma membrane. NCBI's taxonomy places the organism in Eukaryota, Metazoa, Chordata, Amphibia, Anura, Pelobatidae. The coding region runs from base 288 to 1478 and encodes 396 amino acids. The record is from RefSeq and is a predicted model, not a curated record.